CAAUGAAAAUUAUAAUUCAUAUGGAAUUUCCGAAUGCAAAUUCAUUGAAAGGUGUUCUUGAUAAUUUUUUAAAAGAAGAUUUAUUGGAUGAAGAAGUUCAGUAUUCAAAAAUAUUAGGAAUUCAGUUUGCUGGUCUGAAUGGCCAAAUAAUAGGAAUAGAACUUCUUGAAGAUGGACUGUAUUUUGGACUUGAAGCUUUAUAUUUUUUAAAAGAGAAGCAAGGCAUUUCAAGGUUAAGUUUACCCGAAAAACAGAUUUUACUCCAAAAGCAAAAAGGAACAAUACUACUCUAG
Molecule: messenger RNA, 293 nt
Organism: Entrophospora candida
Lineage: Eukaryota; Fungi; Glomeromycota; Glomeromycetes; Entrophosporales; Entrophosporaceae
Source: the annotation of a GenBank genome assembly